UAAUAAUUUUUGUUAAAGCAUAUAUUAGGUCUAUAAAAAACACAUAUUCUUAUAUUAAAAAGUGAAAAUUAUUCAACGCUCGAUUUGAUUGUUAUCGAUUGUUAUAAUCACGAAUAUAAUUAAUUAUAAGGACAAACAAAUAUAAAUACAUAGGAAUACUCGUGCGUGAGAAAAUCAAAGUUGAAUUAUUUUUUAAGGUUAACCGGGUAUUAUGGAUGCAUAAUCUAAAGAAAAGUAUUUUCUUUUAAAUACAGUUUGUACAAUAAAAUAAUUGAACACGAUUUAUCAUGACGACGUUUUGGAAAUCGUUUAACAAUAAUUUAAUUUCGCGCGUACUUUCAAAAUACAGCGUGGAUAUUAUAAAAGUAUCUGUACGAGAAAGGCACAUGAAUAUACCCAGAAAACGUCAUCCAGGUUGGCUUCCGAAACAAAACCGUGUUAUGCACGAUGAACAUAUUACCGCAGAAAAUAAAACAUUUAUUAAAGAAGUCAUACAAUCAAAAUAUAAUUCUCCGCUUAAUCUAAAACCAAUUGAACCAAUCACAGAAUGGAGAAAAGGACUUAGAAGAACGGGUUUGAUAGCCAAAAAAAUCGGUAUUUAUCCAAUGUGGUUAAGCAAUGGAAAAAAAAUUAAUUCUACGUUACUGCAGAUCGUUGAUAAUCAAGUAAUAAAAUAUAUAUCGCCAGAAAAUUUUUUCCCAGUUAAAACGAAACAACAUGUUAUCAUAAACAGACUUGGAUCUCUCGUGGUAGGAGCAGAAAGUUCAGACCCACAAUUGUUUAGAAAAGAAUAUUGCGGCUUAUUCAAAGAUUCCGGAGUAAUGCCGAAACGUAUUUUGAUGAGAUUUAUGAUAUCGCCAGAAGCUGCAUUACAACCCGGUACACCUUUGUUCGCGACUCAUUUUAAACCAGGCGAAGUUAUUGACAUUCGUGCAAAAACGGUAGACCGUGGUUUUCAAGGAGUCAUGAAAAGAUGGGGUUUCAAAGGAAUGCCUGCGUCUCAUGGCGUAACUAAAACUCACAGAAGGCCAGGAAACAUUGGCAGUGGUGGAGCAAUGGCUCGUGUAAUGCCAGGUACUAAACUACCUGGUCACAUGGGUAAUCGGUGGCGCGUAAUUAGAGGUUACAGGAUUUUACGAAUAAAUACAAAAUAUAAUGUUAUUUGGGUUAUGGGCCAUAACAUACCUGGAGAAACAAAUACCUUUUGUUAUUUAUACGACACGGUGCUACCUCGUAGACGAUCAGAAACUCCCCCAUAUUUCCCAACUUAUUUACCCGAUUUAAGUAAAGAACCAUUGCCAGAGGAUUUAUAUGCAGAUGAUGUACAUCCAUUCAAAGCACCCACAAUUCGAUUUAGCGAAGAAUCUUAAUUGUAUUAUAAUAAAGUAACACAAAAAAUGAUAUAUAUAUAUAUAUAUAUAUAAAGUCAAAAUAAA
Molecule: messenger RNA, 1436 nt
Organism: Polistes canadensis
Lineage: Eukaryota; Metazoa; Arthropoda; Insecta; Hymenoptera; Vespidae
Gene: mRpL3
Product: 39S ribosomal protein L3, mitochondrial
Exons: 7
Coding region: 288-1370 (360 amino acids)
Biological process (GO): translation
Cellular component (GO): ribosome; mitochondrial large ribosomal subunit
Molecular function (GO): structural constituent of ribosome
Source: RefSeq, a predicted model, not a curated record